AUGACUCGAUUCUCGCCAACUGGUUUUCUAGUCUCUUCAUCGCUUUUUAUCACUCCAGUGUUAAGCUACGAGGCAUAUGUUAUUAAAGUUCCUAACGGCGCAAAUGUCGAUGGUGUGAAAGCGAUUGGCCACACAAAUUCUGUUGGAGGUGGCGCUCGAAAUGCGUUUGGCACAGACUUUGAUGAUGCCAGUCACACAUGGACGACGGAGCUUUGCAUAGAAGACUCGGAUGGUGAUGGACAAACGAAUGGUGAGGAACUUGGUGAUCCAUGUUGUGAGUGGACAUCAGAGUCUGCAAAAGCUGCUCUUUGGUCUAGUGGCGUCUCAAAUCCGGGAGAUGCUGCAAGGAAGACAAUCAUUCUUGAGAAUCCAAAUGGUGUGCUUACGAACGAUCCGCCACUUCACGAGCAAUUGCAACUACUUAUACGUCAUUUGCACAAUGUUACGGGAACUGUCAAUAGUAGUGUAAUCGUACCUGGGGGGUACAGCUCGACAGACCGCUUUGUGCGUUUAUCAGUAUUAAACAAAAUGAGUGAAGAAGGUCCUGAAGAAGCAGAAAACGCGCUGAAAUCCAUCCAGCCAUGA
Molecule: messenger RNA, 585 nt
Organism: Plasmopara halstedii
Lineage: Eukaryota; Oomycota; Peronosporomycetes; Peronosporales; Peronosporaceae
Product: atp-binding cassette superfamily
Exons: 4
Coding region: 1-585 (194 amino acids)
Source: RefSeq, a predicted model, not a curated record